Mycena indigotica is the source of this 1146-nucleotide messenger RNA. RefSeq lists its product as uncharacterized. Lineage: Eukaryota; Fungi; Basidiomycota; Agaricomycetes; Agaricales; Mycenaceae. The record is from RefSeq and is a predicted model, not a curated record. The coding region runs from base 1 to 1146 and encodes 381 amino acids. The transcript is spliced from 6 exons.
AUGCGCGUGGUUAAUGCGUCUCUGUCCGACCUCGCCCACUCCGUUGUCGACCGUCUACCUAGCAGUGGUCUCGCCCCCCUCAAGCCGCUGCAGUGGCUGCCUUCCUCGAAGACUGGUGACUGGCUCGCCAAGGAGGGCAGGCGAAAAUGGAAUCGGCGCCUGGUCACCAAAAUCGAGGAAGAGCAGGCUCGCUAUGGGCCCUUUACCAAGGGCGAGCAGGCCCUGUUGAUGUCAGUGGCGGGCACCGACCAUGUCCUAGCUGCCGUUCUCGCUCGGUUGGGAGAAGACGUGCAUCCGCUCACCAACGUUGUCGCACUCCGCCUCUGGCCGGACCACCUCCCCUGGCCAUCGCCAUGCUUUCUCCAUCUCCUUGAGGUUUUGUGCAUUUGCUUGGGAGCAGAUAACCACGAAGUCGCAAACCCCGACGCAUUCGCUGCUCUACGCCGCGGCAUAACAAGAAGUCUGGGCGACAUCAUGCGGAUUGCUACACGAGCCAUCGUUCCCGAAGACAAAAUGGCUUUGCGCCAUCUCGCCUUGGCCGAAUUGAAGGCACGAAGAAAAACGGAGGAGGAAUUCCAGCGAGAGAUAGAGUUGGAGGAGGUGAGAAGAUCUUGCCGAUGGCAAGGACUCGGUGAACCUUCAUCCCUCCGUCUGGUUCCGUGUCCUCUGUGGCGCCAGCAGCACGAUGGACUUUUCCCCGCGGAACCAGACGACAUCCACCGGCUCUUGGAUGAAGUUGAGCUCCCUCCCCCCAUUUUCCCUAUCGGCGGCAACGAGGAUUUCGACUUCGAACACUCGGAUACCGACACUCUCUUCGACAAAGUCGAGUUUGCGACAACCAGCACACCUAUUCGCCCGCCGCUUUCUCCCGUUGUUAAUCGCCUGUGGGCUCGUGGUACACCUCCAUUCGGCAGUAACGAAGAGGAGGAUUCCAAUGUUGGCCACACUGACUUGGUGCUCUUCGACGAAGUCGAGCCUGUCACGUCCAACACGACCAUUCCCCCCCCACUCUCUCCUCCCAAGAACCGUCUGUGGACAGCCAGCAGCAGUCAACUCGCUGAUGAAAAGGAAAAUAUCUCGCAAGGCAGUGGCGAUGGACGCAAGAAAGAGGAACACACGACGGCACACAGCCUUUUUUUCCAUUAG